GGUGAGUGAGAGUGACAAGUUGACAUUUGUUUAUGCUUACACACAAUGGCCUUUUGGAUUAGUUUUCUCCUUAUUUUUAUGCAUGUACCUUAUCUGACUGGCAGACAAUUUAACUCCACAACCGUGAAAGAUCUGCUUGUUUCAUCAUAUCAAGAAAGUCUGGAAAUUGUAGAUGAAGCGUUAUUUCACUCCAGACAAAGACGGAGCUCAAGCGUGUCCAUGUUCUUGCGCCAAGCUGAGCCACAGACCCAGAAGGUGUCCCGAGCCGCAGAGGUUUUUCAGACGACUCUGCAAGUGCUCAAGACCAGAGUGAGACGGAGGUACAGGAGAGAGGUCAGAGUGGCAGAGCUGCUGGUGUGGGAGGACGUAGCACUGAUGUCAGAGCUGUCCCAGUGUCCCCCAACUCCACUCCCCUCUGAGUGCCAGGACCACCACAACUACAGAAGCAUCAAUGGACUCUGCAACAACAGGCAAAACCCUCUCUGGGGAGCAGCCAACAGCGCGCUGGUCAGAUGGCUUCCAGCAGAAUAUGAGGAUGGGGAGAGAGAACCCAAAGGCUGGAACUCACUGCGACUCCACAACGGAUUUCCACUUCCCUCGGUGUGGGAGGUUAGUAAGACCAUCCUGAGGAGUACUAUUAAACCCAGAGAGGACGAGUACUCUCAGCUUCUGGUGGACUGGGGCCAAUACAUCGACCACGACAUCACCUUCACCCCCCAAACUACCAGCAUGACCUGCCUCAACACAUGUCAAAAUGUGCAUCCGUGUUUUCCCAUAAAGACAGGUGAUGGCUGCAUGCCCUUCCACCGCUCAUCCCCAGCCUGCUGCUCUGGUCCUGACCUGAGCCAAACUCUCCAGCGGCAGCAGCUGAACUCCAUCACCUCCUUCAUCGACGCCUCUGUAGUGUACGGCCAUAACACGGAGCUGCAGGCCUCUCUGCGGGGACCCGAUGGAAAACUGUCUGUCCACCAGGAGUUCAGUGACUCCAGAGGGCGCCCGUACCUGCCCCCUGUGCCCUCCUCCCCCUCCGGUUGUCUGCAGGACGUCCGGCAGAGAGGGGGGUUCAGGGUGGAGUGCUUUCACGCGGGGGACAGUCGGGUGAAUGAAGGCCUGCCCCUCACCGCUCUGCACACGCUAUGGCUCAGAGAACACAACCGCGUCGCACAGGAGCUGAGAGUCCUUAACGCUCACUGGAGCUCAGAGACUGUGUACCAGGAGACGCGCAAGAUCAUCGGAGCAAUGCACCAGAUCAUAACCAUGAGGAGCUACAUUCCUAAGAUUAUUGGUCCGGUGGCGUAUGAAUACCACAUUGGGCAGUACAAAGGAUACGACCCGACGGUUAACCCUUCAGCCUCCAAUGUGUUUGCCACAGCUGCGUUCCGCUUCGGCCACGCCACCAUCUCUCCCAUCCUGCCUAGACUCAACCAAAGCUUCCAAGAACAUGAGCAUUUUCCCAAUCUGAGGCUGCACCAAACGUUCUUCAGCCCCUGGAGGAUAGUAAAAGAGGGCGGGAUUGAGCCGGUCCUGAGAGGUCUAAUUGGGACAGCGGCUCCAGCUGCUCAUGCGGACAUGCUACUGACAGAGGAGCUCACCGACAGACUGAUCGUUCUCAAUAUCCCCCAACAAAUGGACCUGGCAGCACUUAACCUACAGAGAGGACGCGAUCACGCUCUGCCAGGAUACAACAAGUGGCGAAGCUUGUGCGGGCUGGAGCCUGUGAGAACAUUAAAGGACUUCUCUGAGGUUGUGGGAGAUGAAACCGUUGCCAAGAAGAUCCUGGGUCUGUACAAACACCCUGACAACAUUGAUGUGUGGCUUGGAGGACUUGUUGAAAAGUUUCUUCCAGGUUCAAGAACUGGUCCUCUUUUUUCAUGUUUGGUAGCAAAGCAGAUGAGAUUGCUUCGUGAUGGCGAUAGGUUCUGGUGGGAGGCUGCUGGUCAAUUUGUUCAGCAGCAGAAAACGGAGCUUUUGAAAACAUCCCUGUCUCGGCUCAUUUGUGACAACAGUGAUAUCACACAAGUUUGUCCUGAUUCCUUCAGGCUAUGCAAAUAUCCAUCU
Periophthalmus magnuspinnatus is the source of this 2058-nucleotide messenger RNA. RefSeq names its product thyroid peroxidase (gene tpo). Lineage: Eukaryota; Metazoa; Chordata; Actinopteri; Gobiiformes; Gobiidae. The transcript has 11 exons. Gene Ontology annotation, molecular function: peroxidase activity; heme binding. The record is from RefSeq and is a predicted model, not a curated record. Gene Ontology annotation, biological process: response to oxidative stress. The annotation marks the transcript as partial.